UCCCUAGUUCUUUUUCCGUGGAGCGUUGUCCCGACACGUUGUUUUUUUGCUGGUCUGCUUUAAUUUUUGAUUAAAAUUAAAGUGUAAAUUGAUUGAAAAUGGGUCGCGUCAGAACCAAGACAGUAAAGAAGGCCGCCAAGGUCAUCAUUGAGAAGUACUACACACGUCUCACAUUGGACUUCCACACCAACAAGCGCAUCUGCGAGGAGGUUGCUAUCAUUCCCACCAAGCCCCUGCGCAACAAGAUUGCCGGUUAUGUUACCCAUUUGAUGGGCCGUCUGCGUCACUCCCAGGUGCGUGGUAUUUCCAUCAAACUGCAGGAGGAGGAGCGCGAGCGUCGUGAUAACUACGUGCCCGCCGUUUCCGCUCUGGAGCAGGACAUCAUCGAGGUUGAUCCCGAUACCAAGGAGAUGUUGAAGCUGUUGGACUUCCACAACAUUCGUGGUCUGCAGUUGACUCAGCCCAACACCAACAACUUUGGACGUCGCAAUUAGAAUCCUCAACUAUUCUAACCAGAAGUGAAGUGGAAAUGAUGUCUCUUAUAAAAGAUAAAUUUUUUUUCUGUUUUUCCCUGGAAGCACAAUAAAGAAUAUGUGUGUGUGAAAGUGUAAACGAAAUCUGGAUAAUUGUGUUUUUUUUUUUUUUAAAUUUUGUUUUAAUAUGCAUAUGUCUAUCUAAAUCUAUCUAUGCAUGGAGAGAUAAAGUCUGAGAUCACUUUUAUAUAUAUUGUGUCAAUAUCUUGCCUCUAUUUGGAAUCGGUUUUUCAAUGGCUUUAUUUAUAGGUAUUGACCGUAUAUAUUAUCAUGAAAUGCGAUAUGUUUUUGUUUAUAUGUACUAAAUCUAUUGAAUGUAUUAAUUCUGUAAGAUCAAUCCAAAUCUAAUGAAUAGAUUGUCUACUUUGAUCACAGAUAAGUCUGUUACCAUCACAACAGCAUUUUUCAGACAAAACUGAUUAAAACUCUUGUACAAUGUAAAUGUUUCUCUUGCUGUUC
Drosophila willistoni is the source of this 992-nucleotide messenger RNA. RefSeq names its product 40S ribosomal protein S17 (gene RpS17). Gene Ontology annotation, biological process: translation. The record is from RefSeq and is a predicted model, not a curated record. Gene Ontology annotation, cellular component: ribosome. Gene Ontology annotation, molecular function: structural constituent of ribosome. Bases 99 to 494 code for a protein of 131 amino acids. The transcript has 3 exons. NCBI's taxonomy places the organism in Eukaryota, Metazoa, Arthropoda, Insecta, Diptera, Drosophilidae.